CGUGGUUUGAAGCGGCUCGGGCUGCUGCCGCUUCAGAAUCGCGCGCGAGGCGUGGGGUGGUGCUGAAGAGUCCCGGCUGAGGCGAGCUUGACUCUGGGACUGUCCAGGGAAACGCAGCGCGGCGGGAGCCCACACCAGAGUAGCCCCGGAGCAGAAGCUGCCUCCGCUACUACCGUCUGUGUAGCCCAGCCGAGCUGGCCAUGGCGUUGUCGAUGCCGCUGAACGGGCUGAAGGAGGAGGACAAAGAGCCCAUCAUUGAGCUCUUCGUCAAGGCUGGCAGUGAUGGCGAAAGCAUAGGAAACUGCCCUUUUUCCCAGAGGCUCUUCAUGAUUCUUUGGCUCAAAGGAGUUGUAUUUAGUGUCACAACUGUUGAUCUGAAAAGGAAGCCUGUAGACCUGCAGAACUUGGCUCCCGGGACCCACCCACCAUUUAUAACUUUCAACAAUGAAGUCAAAACGGAUGUAAAUAAGAUUGAAGAAUUUCUUGAAGAAGUCUUAUGCCCUCCCAAGUACUUAAAGCUUUCACCAAAACACCCAGAAUCAAAUACUGCUGGGAUGGACAUCUUUGCCAAAUUCUCUGCAUAUAUUAAGAAUUCAAGGCCAGAGGCUAAUGAAGCAUUGGAGAGGGGUCUCUUGAAAACACUGCAGAAACUGGAUGAGUAUCUGAAUUCUCCUCUCCCUGAUGAAAUUGAUGAGAACAGUAUGGAGGACAUUAAGUUUUCCACACGUAAAUUUCUGGAUGGCAACGAAAUGACAUUGGCUGAUUGCAACCUGCUGCCCAAACUGCACAUUGUGAAGGUGGUGGCCAAAAAAUAUCGCAACUUUGAUAUUCCAAAAGGAAUGGCCGGCAUCUGGAGAUACUUAACUAACGCUUACAGUAGGGACGAGUUCACCAAUACCUGUCCCAGUGACAAGGAGGUCGAAAUAGCAUACAGUGAUGUAGCCAAAAGACUUACCAAGUAAAAUAGCACUUAUGAGAGAAAUGUCUUUACACCUUUCCUUGACUAAGAAUAUGCUUUUCCUAACAGACUGCUCCUCUUCCUAUAAAGUAGAAAUUUUAUUUUGCAUGAACAUGGCAGUUAUUCAAGAUUAGGAUAAAGGAUAGACAAGGUAUAGUAGCUAUCUUUGAACAUACACUCCUCAGCAGUAUUAUUUUAAAAUUGUUUUAUCCUGCCUACCUCCCCUACCCCACUUCCUUCUCUCCUCUAAUUUGGAGACACUUCAUCACAAACGUUUCACGUUAGAGGUAGUUGGCCAUCUCUCGAGAGCCCUCACCAUUGUGUCCAUUCACUGUGUAUAGAUGGCAGGACUUUUGAGGUGCAAUGUUUGACAGUUAAAAUAGCAACCAUGACCUCAUCAGUCAGCCCCAAACUGGUGCAUAAUGCAUGGUACAAGGAGUAUUUAUGUAUUUUUUUGGAACUUUAUAAUAUUUAGUAAGAGUAUAUGAAAGGAUUGCUACUGUAUCAAAAUCCUGUUUCAAUUUAGUCUAUCCUGGAUAUGUACUAAGGGUGUUACCACCAGAGAAGAGAGCCUUCUACAGAAAGUCACUACAGAUUUUGCUAUUUGACUUUGUACUUGGAUUUUUACUUUUCCUGAAAGCAUUUAUUCUUUAUACCAAUGAUAACACCUGACACUAUGUAGAAGCUAAAAGUUUAGAGGGAGGGAUGAUAUUCGCACGAUCUUCCUCAAGCGUUCUAUCCAUAGAAGAGAAACCAUUGGGCCGCCUGAUCCUCUGUCUAGAUGUGUUUGUUGUAUGCGUUUUGCCCAGUGCCAUUCAUUUGGAACAUUAUUGCUUUCUUCCUUUAUUUUAAAAAGCUCCUUUUUAAGUAAGCAUAGACCUUACUGUUUGUAGAUCUUUUGAGCAACACUACAUAAACUGAUAUUUAGUUGAUUUAGCUGUAACACAGUAUAAUGAUUAGUAAGGUAAAAAUUAACACUUUACAGAAAUUAACCUAAGGAAUGUAGGGUGGGUUUGUCAAAAUAUCAAGUAGAAUUUUCGUCUCUAAAGCGUAUUUAAUGUGGGUAAUCUGAAGAACACAUUAUCCAUCCUAUAUUAAAAACAAGAUAAAACACAGGUUACCAGCUUUCCCAUCCCACCCCCAUUUACUGUUAGACUUUGGGUGAAGGCUGGGUCACUUCUUUUGCACUAAAUUAUUGUUGUUGUGGUGAGUACGUUAUUACCACAGUUUUGCCUAAUCUCAAUCAUUGUGUUUCCUUCAGUUAAAUUUUUCUACAGCCACAUUGAGGAAUAGCACUCUGCGUGUUUGUUUUGUUUCUUUUAAAUUGAAGUCCUAAACCAGGGAUUAUUUGUGCUCUAACAAAGGAGGAUGAACUUUGUGAAAAUAAAACAAAAGUUUGCUAUGUAUUUAUUCUUUUUUUUUUUUUUUUUUUUUAAAUUAGACUUUCUAAGUACUACUCCAAAGCCGGGGUUGUAACUGUAUUACAUUUUUGGUAAUUUUUUUAUACCUAACUUGUUUUAAGAAGUGCUAUUUCUCAUAGGCUGUUUUUGGAAAUUUUAAGUAUAUUGCUUUAAAAUGGCCACGAUUUUCCCCCUUUGAUAUGCUAACACUUAAGAAGGACUGGCUUUAUGGAAGUAGUCUGAUUUUUAUAAGCGUACUGCGUUGUCUAACCUAUCAGUAAUGAGCUGAGUAUAGAAAGAUAAGAAAAGCUCCAUAUUGUAUCCAUUUGGCUCAGGGAGAUUUUUUUUUUUUUUUUUUUUUGCUUUACCUUUCUUAGAACUCCUUAUUACUGAUGAAAAAGUUUGGGCACCCACCUUUUUGUAAUUAAAUAUUGAAUGGUGAUUUAUCUGGUUCCAGGAAGAAGCACUAUCAGGGUAUCUGUUGAGAAAUUCUAUAGCAGUAGCUUCAGUGGGUGAAAAAUGUCACAUUUGCACCAGAACACAGACAGCCAUCAUCACCUUUCACCUAUUUUUUAAAUAGUGGUAACGUGGCAUGCAGGUGCUAUUGAACCUUGCCUCAAAGCUUAAAGUAUGAAAAAGAUUCAAAACAAGGGGUGUCUGUUCUUUCAAGUGAGUGGUGGGACUGAGGAGUGCACUGAAGUGUGGAGGCCAAAGGAGGAAAGAGCAGCGUUUCUUAAGAGUGUUGAAAAACACACUCUGAAACUCAACUGUGGAGUGUUUUGACCUUGGCUGUUCUCUUUGUUUAUUAAAAUAUUUACCCCAGGAUUCCACAUCGGCUGUCUCGAUGUCCAAGGAAGGCAGGUCUACUGUUACGAUUAUGAUGAAGGCAGAAUUAUUUUUCUCUGUAGAAAGACAGACCUUAUUACUUUAUCAGGGAAGUUAGUCAAAUGGAGUUGAGAUUGGCAAAUGGACAAAAGCCAGUAAAAAGGAUGAUCUAGAACAUGCUCUUUACCCCAUCUUAUAUGUGUGGAAAGAUGAUAGCUAAAAUUGUAGGAGAUUUGGGACAUAAAAGUUUUCAUGGCAAUUCAUGUAGUGUAUACGUUGACAUGAUGGAAAUCAUCUGAUAUUAUUUCUGCGACUACUGAAUCAUUUCCCCCCUUUAUUUAAACCAACGAGGAGAUGAGAGUCUGAACGGAAGCUAUCACUAUUUCCCAAGGGAUUCUGAAAAAUUUUUGUAUUCAAUAGUUGGAAAGCUUUCUACCAUUUCAGUUGAUAUGACUUCCUUUAAAAAAAAUGUAAAUGCGGAUUUUCUAUACAGUUCUGUUAUUUCCUUUUACUAGGAUUGUUGACAUGACAAAAUUCAUAUAAGAUUUUAUUUCUUGGUAACUUUGGCUUUCACAACUUAUCUUUAGACCCUUGUGCAAA
Messenger RNA from Hipposideros armiger (great roundleaf bat), 3783 nucleotides. It is a transcript of the gene CLIC4, whose product is annotated as CLIC family member 4. The record is from RefSeq and is a predicted model, not a curated record. Bases 201 to 962 code for a protein of 253 amino acids. Lineage: Eukaryota; Metazoa; Chordata; Mammalia; Chiroptera; Hipposideridae. The transcript is spliced from 6 exons.